Molecule: messenger RNA, 741 nt
Organism: Mesitornis unicolor (brown roatelo)
Lineage: Eukaryota; Metazoa; Chordata; Aves; Mesitornithiformes; Mesitornithidae
Gene: NRIP3
Product: nuclear receptor interacting protein 3
Exons: 7
Coding region: 1-741 (246 amino acids)
Biological process (GO): proteolysis
Molecular function (GO): aspartic-type endopeptidase activity
Source: RefSeq, a predicted model, not a curated record
AUGUUUUAUUCGGGUAUCCUGACAGAGCCGAGUAGAAAAGAAGUGGAGAUCAGGGAAGCAGCAUCUCUCCGCCAGCAGAGGAGGAUGAAGCAGGCAGUUCAGUUUAUUCACAAGGAUUCUGCAGAUCUCCUCCCUCUGGAUGGGCUGAAGAAGCUGGGGACUUCAAAAGAUACUCAACCACAUAAUAUCCUGCAGAGGCGCCUGAUGGAGACCAAUUUAUCAAAAUUACGAAGCAGCCGGGGCAGCUGGACUCUGAAGAGUGAUAUCUCAGCACAGAACACCAAGCUGAAUCAAACCAAACUGGGCAGCUCUGAUAAAACGGAGGACGAGGAACUCAUAGUGGUGAGCUGCCAGUGCGCAGGAAAGGAGCUGAAGGCUGUGGUGGACACCGGCUCACAGCACAACCUCAUGUCUUCUGCCUGCCUGGACAGGCUAGGGUUAAAGGAGCAUCUCAAGGCACUCCCCGGUGAGGAUGAGAUGGUUUCGUUGCCGUGCAAGGCGAGGGCGAUCGGCCAGAUCGAGUGCCUCGCCCUGACAGUGGGAGCGGUCCCUGUGGAGUGCACUGUCCUUGUCGUGGAAGACAAUGACAAGCCCUUCUCCUUUGGACUGCAGACACUGAAAUCUCUGAAGUGUGUGAUAAACAUGGAGAAGCACCAUCUUGUUCUGGGGAAGACGGGCAGGGAAGAAAUCCCGUUUGUGGGCAGUGGCAGCGCGGUGGCAGGAGAACAUUUGGAGGCAUAA